Molecule: messenger RNA, 2601 nt
Organism: Drosophila nasuta
Lineage: Eukaryota; Metazoa; Arthropoda; Insecta; Diptera; Drosophilidae
Gene: SdhA
Product: succinate dehydrogenase, subunit A (flavoprotein)
Exons: 6
Coding region: 113-2098 (661 amino acids)
Biological process (GO): tricarboxylic acid cycle; mitochondrial electron transport, succinate to ubiquinone
Cellular component (GO): respiratory chain complex II (succinate dehydrogenase)
Molecular function (GO): succinate dehydrogenase (quinone) activity; flavin adenine dinucleotide binding; electron transfer activity
Source: RefSeq, a predicted model, not a curated record
GAUGAUUUCAUGAAUAAUCGUUAUGAUUGUAUUUAUCUGUUUUCCAAGCUCGGGCCACACUGUAGUCGAUAUAUAACUUUUAAAAACUCCAGGAAGCAGCAGCACCGCCAACAUGUUCCGAAUUAUGCGUGUGCCAUCGAUUUUGGCAAAAAAUGCAGUCUCCUCAAUGCACCGUGUGGCACCAAUUGCGGCAACGCAGCGCAGCUUUCACAUAACCGGACAAAAGCAAGCGACAUCCGCCAAUCCGGAUGCCAUCUCCAAGCAAUAUCCGGUUAUUGAUCACGCCUACGAUGCCAUUGUUGUGGGCGCUGGUGGCGCUGGUUUGCGUGCUGCUUUUGGCUUGGUCGCCGAGGGAUUCCGCACAGCGGUUAUUACCAAACUGUUUCCCACACGCUCGCAUACAAUUGCCGCCCAGGGUGGCAUCAACGCCGCACUGGGCAACAUGGAGCAGGAUGACUGGAAGUGGCAUAUGUAUGACACAGUGAAGGGCAGCGAUUGGCUGGGAGAUCAGGAUGCCAUACACUACAUGACACGCGAGGCACCCAAGGCUGUCAUCGAGCUGGAGAACUACGGCAUGCCCUUCUCCCGCACCCAGGACGGCAAGAUCUAUCAGCGUGCCUUCGGUGGCCAGAGCUUGAAGUUCGGCAAAGGCGGCCAGGCGCACAGAUGUUGUGCUGUCGCUGAUCGUACUGGACACUCGCUGUUGCACACCCUGUAUGGUCAAUCGUUGAGCUACGACUGCAACUACUUUGUGGAGUACUUUGCUCUGGAUCUGAUCUUUGAGGAGGGCGAGUGCCGCGGUGUGCUGGCCAUUAAUCUGGAGGAUGGCAGCCUGCAUCGUUUCCGUGCACAAAACACAGUCAUUGCCACCGGUGGCUAUGGACGCGCGUUCUUCUCUUGCACAUCUGCGCAUACGUGCACCGGCGAUGGCACCGCUCUGGUGGCACGCCAGGGUCUGCCAUCGCAGGAUCUGGAGUUUGUGCAGUUCCAUCCCACGGGCAUCUAUGGCGCCGGCUGUCUGAUCACUGAGGGCUGCCGCGGUGAGGGCGGCUACCUUAUCAAUUCGAAGGGUGAACGCUUCAUGGAACGUUAUGCGCCUGUUGCCAAGGAUCUGGCUUCGCGUGAUGUUGUCUCACGCUCCAUAACCAUUGAGAUUAUGGAGGGUCGUGGUGUUGGACCCGAAAAGGAUCAUGUCUACCUGCAACUGCAUCAUUUGCCACCCAAGCAGCUGGCCGAACGUCUGCCUGGUAUCUCUGAGACUGCCAUGAUCUUUGCUGGCGUCGAUGUGACUCGUGAGCCAAUUCCCGUGCUGCCCACCGUGCACUACAACAUGGGCGGCGUGCCCACCAACUAUCGCGGCCAAGUGCUGACCAUUGACAAGAACGGCAACGACAAGAUCGUGCCCGGUCUCUAUGCCGCCGGCGAGGCAGCCUGCAGCUCAGUGCAUGGCGCCAAUCGUCUGGGUGCCAAUUCGCUCUUGGAUCUUGUCGUCUUUGGACGUGCUUGUGCCAAGACCAUCGCUGAGGAGGCCUCUCCUGGAGCCCCAGCGCCCACGCUUAAGGAUAAUGCUGGCGAGGCUUCAGUUGCCAAUUUGGAUAAGCUGCGUCAUGCUAAUGGUCAAAUCACUACUGCCGAUCUGCGCCUGAAGAUGCAGAAGACCAUGCAGAACCAUGCUGCUGUGUUCCGCGAUGGUCCCAUCCUGGAGAAGGGUGUUCGCGAAAUGAAGGAGAUCUACAACCAGUUCAAGGACAUCAAGGUGGUCGACAAAUCCCUGGUGUGGAACUCGGAUCUGAUUGAGACGCUGGAGCUGCAGAAUCUGCUGGCGAAUGCCCAGAUGACCAUUGUUGGUGCCGAGGCGCGAAAGGAAUCCCGCGGCGCACAUGCCCGCGAGGACUUCAAAGUGCGCAUCGAUGAAUACGAUUACAGCAAACCUCUGGACAGCCAAACCGAGAAGCCCCUCGAGGAGCACUGGCGCAAGCACACGCUCGCUUGGGUGGACAGCGACUCUGGCAAGGUGGACCUGAAGUAUCGUGGUGUUAUUGACAAGACGCUGGACGAUGAGGUGCAGACUGUGCCCCCCGCAAUUCGCUCCUACUAGAAGAAUCCUACUAGACACCCACGCCCACACACACAGUCACACAUACACAAACACACACACACACGCAUAAAUACAUAAGCAUGUCUACUUAAGGGGUAGCAGUCAAAAUUGAUGAUUGAUUGGUGUCGCUUAUCGAGGGCUCGAUAAAUUACUUUGCUGCUGCCUUCUACAUCAGUCAAAAUUGUACAAAAUUGUAUUGUAUUGACCCGUUUACAUUGGUGUGUAGAGUAUAUACAAUGAUUCUUCUUUUAUGAUUUUGUCCUAUGACCAGUGCCCUCCACGAUUACGAUUACACAGAUACUACAUUUUAUUUGUUCCUUGACUAUUCAGAUUCAUACACUAUUAAACCAAAUUUAUGCGACCUAUGUGCGAGUCAUACAUAAGUGAAAAGUAGACGGCGACGACGUCUUUAUUGUGAAAAAUACGUCAGGAAAAACAAUUUUCUAGUAUUUGUUAAAUUUAUUAAAUUAUUGAAAGAAAAUAAUAUAAAAUUAAAGAAAAAC